This is a messenger RNA of Salvia miltiorrhiza (redroot sage), 2273 nucleotides long. RefSeq lists its product as uncharacterized. Bases 92 to 2032 code for a protein of 646 amino acids. Lineage: Eukaryota; Viridiplantae; Streptophyta; Magnoliopsida; Lamiales; Lamiaceae. The transcript has 2 exons. The record is from RefSeq and is a predicted model, not a curated record.
UUAUAUGAUUCUAUUGUGGGUGUGCUAAACUAAAUAUUUGAAGAAUAGAUAGUUUGUCUGUUUUUCCAAGUUAAUUAGUUAAAAACACAUAAUGAGCGAGAAAGAAAAAGAGAUGGAGGAGAUGUGGUUGGAGGAGAAGAAGAUUGUUGAGCAUUGGAGCCAUGAGCAUCCACUUACUUUGGUGGAAACUCGUAGAGAAGAUAAAUGUUAUGGUUGUCAAAGGUCAUUUAGUAGUGAAGAGCAAGCGUAUGGAUGCAGCAAGGGAUGCAGGUAUACAAAAUUAUUACACCAAGAAUGUGCACAAGUGGCAAGAAAGAUAAGGCAUGAGUUGCACCCUCAACACAUAUUCAUCCAAGAUCACGAACAAUGUUUGGGGAUGUGUAACAUAUGUCGAUUGUCUAUAUGGAGCAUUGGUUACAGAUGUACGAGCUCAUGUGAGUUUCAUAUGCACAUGAGAUGCGCGCAAGGUAGUAGCAUGAUGGAAGCAGAUGAUGAUGAUGAGCAGCAAAGAGGUGGCAACAUCAUUCGUCAUCUGAGUCACCCCAAACAUGAGUUGAAGUUGUUGAGGAGGUUUUGCUCCUUCAAGUGUGAUGCUUGUGGCACCACACGCAGAGGGAGUUCCUACACAUGCACCGCGGAUGCUUGUCAAUAUUGGAUCCACGAGAGAUGCGCAUCCUUGCCUCCAACCAUGGAAAGGGAAGACCACCAUCACUCUCUCACUCUCUCUUUUCAUCUCCCACUUGAAUAUAUCAAGUAUGACUACAAAUGCGAUGUAUGCAAACAAUAUUUGUUGCCCAAACAUUGGAUAUAUCAUUGUCAACUUUGCAGAUAUAUUGUCCACAUCAAGUGUGCUUACAACACCAUUGAAAAUAAUGCAAGUGCAUCCAAUGAGAAAGACAUGAUCCAACUUCCAAUCAAUGAUGUGGCUGGGGAGCUAAUUACACCUUUUGUAAAGAGACAAGGAGGAGAAGCAAUAGCAAUAGCACCACCCACUGAUGAUCAUGAUCAUGAUGAGAUGGUGAAUGUGAAAUAUAAGUUCCUUCAUCACCAACAUCAACUCACUUUACUCACAUUAUCCUAUCAUGAUCAAAACCAAGAAAAAGAAGACUACGAUGAUUAUGGAAAAAAAUCAGAAGAAUUAGUAUGUGAUGUGUGCAUUACUCUUAUAUUUUCACCAUCAUCAUCUUCUUCAGAUAAGUACUACUACAUGAGUUGCAGUGAAUGCAAAUUCAAUCUUCACAUAGCCUGCUUCCACUUGCCAUCUAAGAUCUCCUCUUCUGCUGUCCACAAACGUCAUCCCUACCUACUCCUUCAAACAUCUAGCCGUGACGCAUGGGAUUGGAAACUUUGCUCGGUCUGUUGGCACUAUACGAAUGGGUUGUUCUACGCUUGUCCAAAAUGCUCCUUCAAAGCAGACAUCAAGUGCGCCUCUAUGCCGGACACCAUAUAUCACACGGCUCACCCACAACAUCACCUCAACCUUGUCUCUGAACAUGAUGUUGAGAGACAACGUAACCAAUAUUAUUGUGGUGCUGGUUGUGGUGACUCCUCAUCUUUGUAUGAUUGUUAUGCAUGCGGCAGCUGUGAGUUCAUUGUGCACGUUCGAUGCGCGGGGGUGCCGACAUCAAUCACGAGCCCCACAUGGGACAAGCACCACGCACUGCCAUUGACAUACGACGCCAAUCUGAACCAUCCGGGUGAAUUCUACUGCGAUAAGUGUGAAACAGAAAUGAAUCCCAAGAGUUGGAUGUAUCACUGCCGCCACUGCGAUAUAUCAUUCCAUCCCCACUGCUUUAAAACCACAUCCGGUCGCUAUAGAAACAUUAAGUUGGGAAAGGAAUAUGUGAAUGUGGCAGCUCAUCCACACCCUCUCACCUUCCAACUUCUCACCACCAAACGCCGUUGCAACGUUUGUCAUCUGAAUACGUAUGAACUUUCAGGAUUUCACUGUGCAUCGUGCAACUUCUUCAUUUGUUUAUUCUUCUGCGGUCAAAAAAUGCUCAAAGAUGGCAACAUGAAGGCUGUCGAUUGAAAAAAGUAUCAGCUUCAGAUUAUUCGUUGGGUUCCGUGUCUAGAAUGAUGUUGUUUACUUCUUUUUCUUCUUGUAUCGCUAUGUUUAUGUGUGUGUGUUGUUUUUCACUCCUAUCAAAGAAAUUAUUUUAUGGGCACAAAAAGUAUUAAAUCUGUGAACCGAUAUAUCAAACAUGACAUAUAUGACUGUAAGUCCUAAAAAAUUUCAGCCCGUGCAAUGAUCUGAUGAUUCUUGUAUUUGA